AUGCCACCCUUGGACUUUAUCCGAAAAGCAGUCGCCAAGAACAACAACACAUCAUCAUCGUCGGGCGACUCAUCCUCUUCUCCUUCUUCUAAUCGCUCCUCUCCCACCACUGCACCGAGUAUCAAGAUCAAACACAAAUCCACACUCACCGUUCAACUCAAAUAUGAAAAACAAUACACCUCGCUCCAACAACAACAAUCGAUAUCACAACACUCGACACAAUUGAUAUGUUUUCCAAGUGAUACUUUGCAAAAUUUUGUUCAUGAAAAAGUGUUGCCAUUGCUCGGAUUUGAUGUCGCGAGUCACUUGUCAUCAUCGAGCCAUUCGGAUCCAUUAGCAGCCUUCAAAGAAAAGUAUGCCACGUUCGUAGUGAGAGGAGACAUGAAUAAUAGCAACAACUCGUGUUCGAGAGGUGACUGGAUUUUUAAUUAUGGACUCACUUUUAAUGAUUUGAAAUUAAAAGGAUCAUGCACCAUAGAAUGUGUGUUUCUCAAAAAGAAAACUCAAGUUCAAUUCGAUAUUGAUCAACAAUUUGCAAAAUCAGUGGAUAUUCUUGAAUUGAAAACUGUGAAUCAAAUUACACAAGAAAUUGCAAAUUCUUUCAUGAUAAAAAGAGAAUUCAUGGAUGACUUUUCUGUAAAAGAUGAAAAAACAAAUCAAUGGUUAAAACCUUCAUUGACAUUGAGAGAACAACAUGUUAUUUUGGAUGACAAGUGUAAAUUGAGACUUGCUAAAAAGUAUAAUUUUACCAUUGGGUUACUAUUGGAAAAGAAAAUGGAUUUAAAAUUGAAUACAUUGACCUUGUCACUCACUUAUAAUGAGAGUAAGGAACGUGUCAUGAAUGGAAAACUGUCAUACAAUAUCGAAGAUAGACCUCAAAGAAAUGAUUUAUCAAAACUUGUCGCUCUCUCAGUGAUUGCUGAAAAUAGAGACAUGAAAUCCUAUCUUGAUUGUGAGGAUGUUUCAAAAUUUGAACCUCUCGUUCCUCCCUAUAUUUACAGUGAAAUUCAAUCAAGUUCAAAACUCAAGACAAAGAUGAAGAAAAAAUUUGUGACUCGAUUGCAACGACACAAACAUCUCAAUACCAUGGAUGCUCAAUGUGAAUUUGUGAAUUUAUGUUCACAACAUCCAUUUUUCAGAUUUAAUUUGUAUCAUGUUCAAUCCUCACAAGACACAACAAAGAAAGAAGGAAAUAGUGAGAAUGACUCGUUCUCGACCACCAAUAACCAUUGGAAAGAAAAUAUUUUGGGUAUUGACGACAAGAGUCUAUGUCUCAUUCAUCCCAAAGAUAAGUGUAUCAUAUUUAGUACUUUAUUUUCAAAUAUUGUGACCUUUUCAGCGAAUGGAGAGUUAUUGAGCAUUGUGUUAAAACAACCAGAGCCAAUAUUUGACUCGACUCUGUUAAUCAAGAGCCCUGAAGUUGUUGAAAUUGAAACCAUACUCAUGGGAGCUAUCGAUUAUUUCACACGAAAAACUUUCCUCUCACAGCAAGCAGAUGCAUCUCUUCAGGAUGAUCUUGAUUCAGAAUUGCAGAAUGGAUCUGUUAGUAGGAAAAAUUCAAACUUCUCAUUACCCACACACAUUCCAACCACAGAUAUCAAUUUGUUACUCUCCGAUAAGAAUAUUGUGAGUAAGGCACUCACAGGUCUCGAAGAGUAUAACAAACAAAUUUACGCAAAAACCGGACCCGUUCAAUUAGUAUUGAAAGAGAUGGAAGAUGCUCAAUCACAGUGUCGGCGAAGGAUCAUUUCCAAUUACAUUCAAACUUUGGAAAAUGAAGCUCAAAAGAACAAUGAAGAGCUGAGUGAAAUUUUCAAAAAACCAAUGGAAUAUUUAGAACUGGUAGAAAGUGGAAAGUCACAACGACAAGUUAUGGAAGAGUCCUAUAUCAAAUUAUUAGAAAUUGAGACGGAACGAAAAGUCAGAGAAUUGGAAGUGAAAUUGUUAGAAAAUAUUUCCAGAGGUAUUCAACAAUCCUUUUCAGUCUCUCGAUUCGCCCAUGACCCGACUUCUUCUUCAUUAACUGAAUUAGAUCAAUUGAAAAAUCAAAUUUAUCCAAAACAGGUCCUCGACAUCAAACGAGAAAUGGAAUAUGCAUUUCGAGAAUUGGAUCUUUUAGAGAGUAAUAAUGGCACAGAACACAAACAAGCUACUCUCUUGCAAUUGAAACAAUUAUUCGAUUCUCAAAUUCAACACUUGUUGCAUUAUGAACAGUUUUUAAAUGACAAGUAUCAAAAGUUGAGAGACAUCAUGACGGAACCAUCGGGAGUUGUGCCCUCUGCUGCUGCUGCUACUUCUUCAUUUCGAUCCAAAACAGGAGUGAAUCAUGAAGCCGUGUCACGUACUCCUCUGCAAUCCUCUCCAAGGGUUGGGCAACAACAAUCUGCGAGUAGUAAUAAUAGCUCGCAGUCUUUUAGAAUGGAUACAAAAAGUGGUAGUAGUGGUCACCUUAAUGGGAGUAGUUCCAAUUUGCUUGGAAAGGCAACAACAGCAUCACCCAUUGUAACACCUUCUGUUUCUGUGAAUGAUUUGAAAAGUAGAUUUAAUUCUUCGCAGUCGUCAUCCUCAAGAACUUCACCAACAACAACUGAUUCUCCAACCAAUUCACCAACACGAACGAGUAGAACAUCAACUGUGUUGGAAGUCAUUCGAAAUUUUGAAAAGAAGUAA
This is a messenger RNA of Naegleria lovaniensis, 2670 nucleotides long. RefSeq lists its product as uncharacterized. NCBI's taxonomy places the organism in Eukaryota, Heterolobosea, Eutetramitea, Acrasida, Naegleriidae. The record is from RefSeq and is a predicted model, not a curated record. The transcript has 3 exons. Gene Ontology annotation, cellular component: cytoskeleton. Bases 1 to 2670 code for a protein of 889 amino acids.